AUGCCACCGCGCAACAUGCACCAGCAGGCAGCAUCAGCCCUGUGGACCUUGACAGUCCUCACCCACACGGUGGGGAUGAACCACCAGCACUUUUCAGCAGGGGACACUAACUCGAGACAACCGCCGCAGAACCAGCAGCAGCCGGGAACGACCGAUCCAGCACUGGCGACAGCACCACAACAGCACUCCUCGACGCAGCAAGCACACACAACCCAGGCUCUCCCUCCCCAGCAGCAACAGCAGCAGCAGCCGCAGAACUGUGGUCCCAUCCACCCGGCCGGCGCAUGGCCAGCAGCCAGCGGGGGAAUGCUAUCCAACCCUGUGCCAAUGACCCCGUGGCUUCCACCAUGGGUCGCGAACCAGCAAAACACUGGGGGAUACACCUUCAUGGCAGCCACCCAGUUCCAAUGGCAAGCUACCCAUCCGGCAAUCCAUGGAGGCAUGGUGACAUCCUGGGGUGGCUACUCUUUAGACGCCACCCCCACAGUGAACACGGCGGACCACAGCUCCCCGCAACAGCAGCCGCAGCAAAACACAUACCCGGCCGAGGCAACAGCACCCACAGAACAUGACACGACGAGCAGCGGAGCACAGAACGUGGAACCGCCUUCUACUGAAGGCAUGCGCGAGAGCGCGACAGAAGCAGAGACAGCCAGCAAACCACGACGCAGCAGCGACGAUGCAGCCACUGCAGCUCCAACUGCUGACACCUACUGGGACGUACAGUGGGGGACCACAGCGGACGAAACACAGCCACCUACACAAACACCCGCAGCAGACCCCCCGAGCAUGACGGCGGCCACACCCCCGGCUAACACAACCGAGCAAGUUAGCCCACCCCCGCAAGCAUCCGCAGCUGCCACAUCGAGCAUGCCGGACGCAACACCAUCGGCAGACACAACCGACCGAAUGAGCGCCGCAGCCACCCACAGCGAGGGACAACAACAAGCCAGCAAGCAACCCCCCUGGGAGCGCGAUCCCUCCUGGGGGGGACGCGGACAAGCCACAAGCUCCACACGACGCACCGAAGCAACUGCGGAUGGGCGGACCGGCACAAAAGCAGACACCCACGCCAAAGAGCGCUUCGCUGCGCUCCUCAACAAGCACAUGCUGCCCCGCGACACACACAGCAACCUCCUGGCAGCAGCAGCAGCAGCAGUGGAGACGGACGGCAUGGAAGGUUGCCCAUCCUCUACGGGCCCCCUGGACCAAGCCCCGCCCUUCACUAGGGGAACGAUCGGACGCACAGCACCCAUGCCGCAGGGGAACGCCUGGCUCCUCAUCAUCACUGGCACCCCCCACUUGGAUGAAUACGAAUCCAACACCAUGCUGGCAGUCGAGGGGGACAAGUUCAUGAUAGAACUCACGAGCCGAGGAUGGAGACUUACAGUCGAGCAUCUAACAUCUCUCCCAGCCCGAGACCAACGUCCCCCUACCAAGAAGCCCAAGCAUGUCGACACACCGAGCAGGGACGAGGAUGCCAGAGAGCCCCCCAACACGAAUGCAGCAACCGCAGCCAGCAGCAACGAGCCGGAGGGGACCACAGCAGCCACCACCCCCACAGACACCACUCCACCCGUGGAACAACCAACAAACACCCACUACACGACAACAGAACAAGCAGAAGCAGCACAGUCGGCAGCGGGGGACGACGACUCCCCAGUCCAGUGGUUUGAAGAGGUGGAGGACUCCCCGCCACACGUUAGUCAACUCGGUGAGGGCCGGUGGCACUUGGCGAUUCGAGCCGAUAAAGGCAAGAGCGCUAAAAAGCUGGCGGGCCUCCCCUUGGCUGUGGUGGAAGGAGAAGGCGGGGACAUAGACGACGCCCCCCCGCUACCCAUCGGACUCGAAGGAAUCCUAGAAUUCCUCACGGAGGAUCUCUGGGUCCUGACCAUCGAGCUUACUCCCCCCCAUCCCAAUUAUGAGCAAGACACUAUGCUCCUCUCACCGGGGGACAGGCUGCUACUCGAGAGGAGUCUCACUGGGUGGCAAAUCCGUGUCGAACACCUCGACCCAAAUUGCCCUCCGCCCAUCCAACGGCUGAGACAACGGCGCCGUGAAACCCUAGCAGCAGCAGCCCGCAACAAAGACACUGCAGCAGCGGGGACGCGGGGAAGAGGACACCUCCCUAGCAUCCCAGAACGAGGCGAGGCCAGGGACAACCAGGCCAGCAGCAGCUCCACGGACAAGCCAGGGGGACAACACGCCGGGGAGGCAACCACAAGCACCGGCUCGAGCUCUUCACACGAGACACCACAAAGCUACUACCCACAGGAGGACACUGCAGCCCUCGUGCAAACACACGCUACCACCAGACCUGCAACAACUGAAGCCUCACAUAACGAGGAGCCUGCAGCAGCGACCUCGGCCACGCAGCAGCAAGCGCCCACCACACCCAUCGAGACACCACCAGCAGAGGCGACCUGGACCAUGCAGCCACCGGUCGCAAUCACUAGCAGCAGCAGCAAUGCCAGCAGCGGAGCUCACCUGGUCUCCCUCCGAACGCCGACCCCUCCAACGCGAGACGGGGGGGCCCCCGCACAAACGGGAGAGCCGAGCUCAGGAAGCAGCGACCACAGACCCAUGACGCGCUCGUGGCAACGGGUCGAGCAAAAGCUCGUUGAAAUCCGAAGGAUCGCAGAACAGCACGAGGGGUCGCAAGCAGAAGCGAUCGCCCAAGCGGCAGACACAGCACUGAUCGAUCUCCUGGUGGACACCCCCACUGCCCUGCAACUUGAAGCGGGGGAGCAACACACCGUGCCACAGGGGACGACAAAAGCAGCAGCAGCUAUCAGUGCAGCACAACAGCUCAGUAGUCUAGCCAAGAGCUUGCUAAGUAAAAGGGGGAGCGUAGUUGUGCCCUAUGCCAUGGUUUCCUCCCAAGUCGCUGCCUUGAUAGAAUGGCUGGCGACCUUGGAUCGGGGGAGUAUCGCAGUGCAUGUGCAACUCCCACCCGUCCUCACACCGCUCCGCGAGAUCCUCGAUCAGAUGUUGCAGGGCCAACCGGGGGAUGCCACAACCUGGGCGCGACUGGUCGCUGUGGCAGAAGCCUUUGAGGCACUGAUCUCAGGGGACACCCUGACACACCCCGCGGACGUGCUGGGACAGAGCCAGGGGGGAACAGCUUCUCCACUACUAUGCGCUGAUGGUGUGGCACCAGAGUGGUACAACGCGGUCGAAACACUGCGGGGACUGUUGCAGCAGAUUCCCCACUGGCCUACGCGAGUCCUACCGACGAUACAACAGGAGGACCGGGGGAAUGGACGCCUGACCAGUGGUGGUAUGCAGAAAGACACCAUGGGCUGGGAGACGCGGCACGCUCUGCAGCAAGGGACGGCGCUACAAGCACCUCGCCACGUAGCCGCCCACUUCGGCGUCCACGAAGCCCGAGUUCGGACGCGAGCCAUAGACGACGACGAGUGCUGGCAGAGCAUGUUCAUGGCCACGAUCUGUGAUGACGGGGAACCAAACUACGUGGGGGACUGA
Symbiodinium necroappetens is the source of this 3486-nucleotide messenger RNA. The record is from the annotation of a GenBank genome assembly. NCBI's taxonomy places the organism in Eukaryota, Dinophyceae, Suessiales, Symbiodiniaceae.